CAGRGCGCCCCUCGUGCAGCAGCGCCGCCAUUCCCGGAGCGUUUGUGGGGGMUCGGGAGCGGCGGCGGCGGAGCUCGGAGGCGCUCCCAGUGCAGAUUUAAGAUUCAAAGUGGACCAAGGCCCCUGUGUCUAUCAGGAAUCACCUCCUCUCAAUCCAGACCCACCCUGAAUAUUCUCAAGCUCCAAUGUGGAUUUGUCAUUCCCAAGCUGUGACCAGAUGGAGGAGGAGGCUGGGAGGAAGAGGAAGACACCCCGGGACACCCAGGCAGGCACUGAGAUGAGGACAGAGACUGGGGAGGCCAAAUCCCUGUGGCAGAACCUUGUGGAAGAGGCCAUUUCAAGCAGCUCCACGGCRCAGGAAUUCUACAGGGAGGAAAAYCCCUGGAAAUUUCGCACGAGGARGGGCUGCAAACCCAGCCCAGGGAGCUCUGAGGAGAGACCCCAACUGUGCAGGAAAGGCGGCUGGAGAUUCAGUCAGAGCUCAGAGCUGGUGGAGAAGCCUCAUGCUGGGAAGAAGCGCUACAAGUGUUCAGGAUGUGGGAAGAGCUUCAGCACGAGCACCCUCCUGAUGGAUCACCAGAACAUCCACACUGGAGAACGGCCCUACGAGUGYGGGAAAUGUGGGAAAAGCUUCAGCUGGAACUCCGGCCUCAUCAACCACCAGAGGAUUCACACAGGGGAACGYCCCUACAAGUGCWUGGAAUGUGGGAAGAGCUUCAGCCGGAGCUGCACCCUGGUGAACCACCAGAUGAUCCACACUGGGGAGCGGCCCUACGAGUGCAUGGAAUGUGGGAAGAGCUUCAUGCAGAGCUCCCAGCUGAUGAAACACCAGCUGAUCCAUACCGGAGAACGGCCCUAUGAGUGCUGGGGGUGCAGGAAGAGCUUCAAACGGAGCUACCAGCUCAUCAAGCACCAGCGCAUCCACACUGAGGAACAGCCCUACAGGUGUUUGGAAUGUGGGAACUGCUUCAGCAGCAGGAAAAAUCUCAUCAAACACCAGGUGAUCCACUCUGGGGAAGGGCCCUAUGAGUGCUUGGAAUGUGGGAAGAGCUUCAGUUGGAGAUCCAACCUCAUCAAACACCGUAAGAUCCACAGUGGGGAACGGCCCCAUGAGUGCUCUGAAUGUGGGAAAAACUUCAGGUGGAGUUUCCAGCUCAUCACCCACCAGCGCAUCCACACUGGGGAACGGCCCUAUGAGUGUCCCAAGUGUGGGAAGAGGUUUCGAACAACCACAGAACUCCUCCAACAUGAGCAAACACACACAGGGGAAAGGCCCUUCCGUUGCCCCGACUGUGGGAAGGGCUUCAACCGCAACUUCAACCUCCUUACCCACCGGCGCAUCCACACCGGGGAGAGGCCCCACAAGUGUCCCAAAUGUGAGAAAAGCUUCUCCUGGAGGUCAUCCUUGAUGAAACACCAACAGAGCCACCAGUAAGGGAAGCCCUUUCUUUGAUUGCCCAAGUGUGGGAAGAGCUUUAUGCGCUGCUCCAACUUCAUCCCCCAUGGAUGGAUCCAUAUUGGAUGAUCCACAGUGAUCCACAUUAAGCCUGUUUUGAGUGAUCCACUCUGGGUGGGGGGACGGUCUUUGAGUGUUUUCUUUCACUUCUCCAUCUCUUGCUGUGAUUUGGUUGGGAAUARAUUCAAUCCCUGUCCCCAUGCUGGAUCUGUUUUAGCUAUGCUGGUGAUGGGGGAGGGAUCUCUCCUGGUCCUUCUCUCAACUCCUGAGUCUUUCCUUGUAUUUCCUUUUCCUGUCCAGUUGCACAGGGCAGGGACAGAGUGGUUUUGGUGGCUCCCGGCACGCAGGCAGGGCCAGCAUAGCCCCAGGGGUUCUGAAGGAUUUGUGGGGGUCCCCUGUUUGUGGGACAUCUCCACUGGAGGAGGGUGUCUCCCCUCAUUGCAGCCCCAGCCCUCAGGCAAUGCUCAGCCAAGCAGAGAAUGCCCUCACCUGGGGCCUCAUUUCUGGGCACACGUGGCCCCAGACAUCUCAAUCCUCAUUCUGGGGUGUAUCUGAGCUCUAAGGCAUCUGGCACCCAACACUAGAGUGUAACUGAGUUCCUGCACAUCUCGAUCCGCAUUUUUUGGGUGCGCCUCAGCUCCUGGAUAUCUGGGAGCCCAUUUUUUGGCCUUUAUUGGGUUUGCAUGUGUCCUGGUUUUGCUCGGUCUGGUUUUUGGUGGUGGGGGAUGGGACCAAGAAGCCACAAAGAUGGCUCCUGUGAGAAAGUUCUUGAAGUUUUCUCCUUCUUCUCCAGCAAAAGGAGCCUUGCCUCCUGUGUUUUAGAACCAAUCCAUUAUGGUUCUGAGGUUGAUGGACAGGCUGCUGGUCAAGCCUGGGCCAAUUGCACAUGCUAGUUACUCCUCUGUGAUGAUGUAUGGUCUUGUACUUAAGAAGAAUUCAAAACAAGAUAGUUUGCAGUUGCCAUUAGUUUUUAUGUUGUUAGUCUCAUCCCCUGCACGGGGGGAGGACAGGGGAGGAGGGUGAGGAGAUAUAAGAAAAAAAAUGGAGACCCAAGAUCACCGUAAGGAAGAGAAAGAAGUGUGCUUCUUGUUGUGGUGCUCAACURUGGGAAAAGAAUUUUCUUGAAAUGACUGUUUCUUCAAUGGGAGACCUGUAUAGAAAAAAAGGCCCUGCACCCGAGAUGAACAACAUGGCCUUUGAGGACUGGAUUGAUCAUAAGCCAAAAAGGGRGAAGAGGUGSCCCCCCCCACCACCACCAUGUCUGAAGCGUGUUGAUGCUUAGAAGAAACUGUGUUCUGYCAGGAGAUUUGAGAGUGUGGCCUUGUCCUCAGACUGAAGCAUGCUGGCUUUGGAGGACUGUUUYCCUUU
Malurus melanocephalus (red-backed fairy wren) is the source of this 2824-nucleotide messenger RNA. RefSeq names its product zinc finger protein 883-like. Gene Ontology annotation, biological process: regulation of transcription by RNA polymerase II. Gene Ontology annotation, molecular function: RNA polymerase II cis-regulatory region sequence-specific DNA binding; DNA-binding transcription factor activity, RNA polymerase II-specific. NCBI's taxonomy places the organism in Eukaryota, Metazoa, Chordata, Aves, Passeriformes, Maluridae. The transcript has 4 exons. Bases 218 to 1435 code for a protein of 405 amino acids. The record is from RefSeq and is a predicted model, not a curated record.